CAACAUGCAUGCACUGCCUUGAAGAACUUUGCCAAAUACUUUCUUCACCAAUCUCAUGAGGAGAGGGAACAUGCUGAGAAACUGAUGAAGCUGCAGAACCAACGAGGUGGCCGAAUCUUCCCUCAGGAUAUCAAGAAACCAGACUGUGAUGACUGGGAGAGCGGGCUGAAUGCGAUGGAGUGUGCAUUACAUUUGGAAAAAAGUGUGAAUCAGUCACUACUGGAACUGCACAAAUUGGCCACUGACAAAAAUGACCCCCAUUUGUGUGACUUCAUUGAGACACAUUACCUGAAUGAGCAGGUGAAAGCCAUCAAAGAAUUGGGUGACCACGUGACCAACUUGUGCAAGAUGGGAGCACCCGAAUCUGGCUUGGCAGAAUAUCUCUUUGACAAGCACACCCUGGGAAACAGUGAUAAUGAAAGCUAAGCCUCAGGCUAAUUU
This is a messenger RNA of Gorilla gorilla gorilla (western lowland gorilla), 441 nucleotides long. Its product is annotated as ferritin heavy chain-like. The record is from RefSeq and is a predicted model, not a curated record. The transcript has a single exon. The annotation marks the transcript as partial. NCBI's taxonomy places the organism in Eukaryota, Metazoa, Chordata, Mammalia, Primates, Hominidae. Gene Ontology annotation, cellular component: cytoplasm. Gene Ontology annotation, molecular function: ferrous iron binding; ferric iron binding. Gene Ontology annotation, biological process: iron ion transport; intracellular iron ion homeostasis.